Messenger RNA from Aspergillus calidoustus, 741 nucleotides. The record is from the annotation of a GenBank genome assembly. NCBI's taxonomy places the organism in Eukaryota, Fungi, Ascomycota, Eurotiomycetes, Eurotiales, Aspergillaceae.
AUGUCGCUCCUAGAGACCCACCUGGAGCAGAUUAUGCUCUCGUCGAAUGCGAUCGCAGAACUACCCUUCCCCCCACCACGGAUGUUUACAAAUGCCCUCCUCGGUUCCCACGAUAUUACCGCUCUGAUUCGAGACACGGAAUCCCAUGAACGGGCUCUUUUUCAAAGCGACCCAAUGGUGAAAUCGAGCAACUCUCAGCGACGAGCGACAAGGCGAGCCACGCAGUUUCAAACCGAGGUAGAAGCAGAGUCUAUGGCGAGUCGCAUUUAUUCAGCGCGAAAUAACAGAAAUCAAUCGGCAGUCGCUCGGGUCUUGGGGUCUGAUAUGAUGGAGGAGAUCAAGCGUUCCGCUAGGAGUUCUGGCAAUGGUCCCCGCGGCGAAGUCAAUAUCGAUGUUUUGCUCAAAGGCGCCGAAAUCCUUUGUAACGUCUACCCUGUUGCGGGUGCCCAGGAUGAGAUUGCGAGUCUUCGUUACCGCCAUCAACUGGUCUCUCAGUCAAUCGCCGAGUUAGAGGAGCGGGUAGCCAGGAACACCGAAGAACUGGAAAGCAUGAGCCGCUCAUAUGAUGACGACUACGACGAUUACGAGAAUACGGGAGCAGUCAAAUCAGAAAUAUCUGAUGUUACGGACGCCGAUCUUGAGCGAGAACUGGAAGAGAUAAAGGACCUAGAAAGGAGGAAGCGUACUCUAGAGGCUCGCGUCACUGGCAUGGAGCGUGAUUUGGGCGGCCUACUGGGAUGA